AUGGAUUACUUGGUCGAUGACGAGAAGGACUGGAGUCCGACUCUUCAGUACGCAUCGGUAAUGGUGGAUGGAAACCGGCAAAUCGCCUCCACCAAGUCGAAAGGCGCUCACUACAAGAAUGAGUUUACUGUUGUAGCCAUUCUGCCACUUUCACCACUGAAAAUGCAAGGAGGUCGCAUCUUGGAAAAUCUCUUCCCAACUGCAGGAGGUGCGCUGAUCACGACGGAGGCGUGUGCCCCUGGACCACCGAUGGACGAACGACCGGAUGACGAUCAACCUGAAGAGGAUUCCGGCUUGAUCCCACAAAUUGAUCGACCAAUGAGUAUGCCGUACCUAUGCUGCAAAUUGUGGCGAUGGAAAAGAUCUCCAGUAACGAUCUGCAAUGCUCUACGCCCGACUCAGACAGCAGCUGCUGCCCGAGGUGUCAAAGUUUUUGUCGGCAUCGUCAACGUCUCUUGUGUCAAGAGAUAUGAAGCCGUUCGUGGCAGAGCACCUCAACAACGUCAUCAUCCAAGAGAAUGCUGA
Messenger RNA from Cooperia oncophora, 525 nucleotides. NCBI's taxonomy places the organism in Eukaryota, Metazoa, Nematoda, Chromadorea, Rhabditida, Trichostrongylidae. The record is from the annotation of a GenBank genome assembly.